CGGAGCCUUGGCCUAAGUCCUCGCGAGAUCUGGGGCCUUCGGAGCGGUAUGGCCGCGGAUCCGGGCCGAGUUGGCCCUCAGCUCCCGGAUCUGGCUCUCUGGCCUGAAACAUGGCCCGGGGUCCUGGCCCGCUAACCCAGCCUCGCCCCGAGACGGUCGCCAUGCCCAAGAGAGGGAAGCGACUCAAGUUCCGGGCCCAAGACGCCUGCUCCGGGCGAGUGACCGUGGCGGAUUAUGCCAACUCGGAUCCGGCCGUCGUGAGGUCUGGACGGGUCAAGAAAGCGGUCGCCAAUGCUGUUCAGCAGGAAGUAAAAUCUCUUUGUGGCUUGGAAGCCUCCCAGGUUCCUGCAGUGGAAGCUCUUUCUGGAGCUGGUGAGCCCUGUGACAUCAUUGACAGCAGUGAUGAGAUUGAUGCCCACGAGGAAAGCAUCCAUGAGAGAGCUGUCUCCAGAAAAAAGAAAAGCAAGAGGCACAAAGAAGACCUGGAUGGGGCUGGAGGAGAAGAGUACCCCAUGGAUAUUUGGCUGUUGCUGGCUUCCUAUAUCCGUCCCGAGGACAUUGUGAAUUUUUCUCUGAUUUGUAAGAAUGCCUGGACUGUCACUUGCACUGCUGCCUUUUGGACCAGGUUGUACCGAAGGCACUACACGCUGGAUGCCUCCCUGCCUUUGCGCCUGCGACCAGAGUCAAUGGAGAAGCUGCGCUGUCUCCGGGCGUGUGUGAUCCGAUCUCUGUACCAUAUGUAUGAGCCAUUUGCUGCUCGCAUCUCCAAGAAUCCAGCCAUUCCAGAAAGCACUCCUAGCACAUUAAAGAAUUCUAAAUGCUUACUUUUCUGGUGCAGAAAGAUUGUUGGAAACAGACAGGAACCAAUGUGGGAAUUCAACUUCAAGUUCAAAAAACAGUCCCCUAGAUUAAAGAGCAAGUGUGUGGGAGGACUGCAGCCUCCCGUUCAGUACGAAGAUGUUCACACCAACCCGGACCAGGACUGCUGCCUGCUGCAGGUCACCACGCUCAAUUUCAUCUUUAUCCCAAUUGUCAUGGGGAUGAUAUUCACCCUGUUUACCAUCAACGUGAGCACGGACAUGCGGCAUCACCGAGUGAGACUCGUGUUCCAGGAUUCUCCGGUCCACGCUGGUCGGAAACUGCGCAGUGAGCAGGGCGUGCAAGUCAUCCUGGACCCGGUGCACAGCGUUCGACUCUUUGACUGGUGGCAUCCUCAGUAUCCGUUCUCCCUGAGAGCAUAGGUGCUGCUUCCUGUCACCAGGGGCAGCCCUGAGCUGGGCCAGUCCAGUUGUAAUCAGAUUCCAGUUUGGAAGGGGUGGCUAGAUUGUAUAUCUGGUCAGUAAUGCACGUGCUCCUCAGGUGUCUGGGGCUCCUGUUAGGGAAAGAAGGAUGGAAUCAAGAGGAAGAACACUAUGGUUUAUACACAUAUUUUAAUGUACGAUUUUGCAUUUGAAAGGAGAGGCCUGCCCGACUUCCUGUGUUUAACCCCGUUUGGUGCUACUGCGUUUGUUGCUCUUUAUUCUUUUCUCCCAGCAAACAUGGGUGAUCCUGCCCUAGGGAAAAAGUAGACUUCCGUCUCCAAACAAGGAAAUUUCAGCAUUUCCUUAUGGAUCAGAGGAACCUUAGAGGCCUAAAAUUAUUGUUACUGUUAUUUCAGUUUAGCCACUCCUCAAAUUCAAGUGAAUAUUUUCUCUUCUCCCUUUACCCUUCUCCAGAAAUAAAGCAGGUGACAGGGUUUUCAGACUCUUACAAUAUUGACUUGUGUAUCUGUCUUCAAAAAUUUUUUGGAUAUUUGUCACAUAUUCUUUUGCCAGUUUGGGAUUUUAGGUAUGUUUUUUGCAUGAAGCUGAUAGUAAUGAUGAUGAUGAUUGUGUGCCUUCGGUACUAUGCUAGGAACUUCCCAUACUAUCUCUGGUUCUCACAGUCCUACAAGGUAGGUGAUACUACUCCCAUUCUUUGGUUGAGAAAACUGAAUCAGUGACUUACCCAAGACCGUAAUAUCCAAUAAAUGGCAGAGCCGGGAUUCUGA
Messenger RNA from Camelus dromedarius (Arabian camel), 2029 nucleotides. It is a transcript of the gene TMEM183A, whose product is annotated as transmembrane protein 183A. Gene Ontology annotation, cellular component: SCF ubiquitin ligase complex. Gene Ontology annotation, molecular function: protein binding. The coding region runs from base 111 to 1241 and encodes 376 amino acids. The transcript is spliced from 8 exons. Lineage: Eukaryota; Metazoa; Chordata; Mammalia; Artiodactyla; Camelidae. The record is from RefSeq and is a predicted model, not a curated record. Gene Ontology annotation, biological process: regulation of protein stability.